AUGACAAAAAAAAUAAAUAAAAUAUAUUUUUGGAAAUAUAUACAAAAUUAUAUGCGAUAUGGAAAUAAAAUAGAUUGGUUUCUAUUAUACUUAGGAAUAAUUUCCGCAUUAUUGUCUGGAAUAAUACAACCAUUUGAAUGUAUUUUAACAGCUUCUUAUUAUGAAAUAUUUGCUAGUGGUUACAAAGAUUAUCGAGAUAAUAAAACAAACUAUGAUCCACAAAAAAUUCAAAAUGAAUCUUUUGAACUUAUAUAUAGGCAAAUUUUUUUAGUAAUAGGGACUUUUAUGACAAUUUUCUUAUCUACUACAUUUUUUUAUUUACUAACAGAAAGACAAAUUAAAAUAUUAAAAGUUUAUUAUAUUAAAAAUAUUUUAAAACAAGAUAUGAAUUGGUUUGAAGAAAAUCCACCAGGUAAAAUUUCAUCAUCAAUAUCAUCAACAUUUGAAAAAAUACGCCAUGGAUUAAAUCCUAAAUUAUCAAUAUUUUUAUGUACAAUUAGUUUUACCAUAUCUUCAUUGAUAAUUUCAAUAUAUUAUUCUUAUAAAUUAGGAUUAACAUUAAUUGGUGGGGUAUCAGGAGCUGUUAUACCACUUAUUAUUGGAAUUAUAUACUAUAAUCAUUGGAGUGAUAAAGAAUAUGAAUAUAAUAAUGAAAUUGGUUCUGUAAUUGAAGAAAUAUUUUCUGGUAUAAGAACAGUAAUGAGUUUUAAUGGACAAAGUAAUGAAAUUAAAAGAUACACAACAAUGGUUAAUAAAAUUACUAAAAUAUCAAAAAAAAAAGUUGUUAUUUUAACAUUAACAUAUACAUUAUUUACUUUUAUAGUAAAUUGUGAAUUUUCUCUUACAUUAUAUGUUGGAUAUAAUUUAGUUAAAAGUGGUAUAAUUACUUAUGGAACAAUUAUGGCUGUUAUAAGUUGUAUUUUUGGAGCUAUUGUAAGAUUAGAUGAAAUGGUAUAUCAAGUUGGAAAAUUAGUAGAAGCAUUUGGGCAUAUAGAAAAUGUUUUAAAUAUAAUUGAUAAAGAACCUGAUAUAGAUUAUUUAAAAAAUAAUGGUAUGAUAAUUAAUAAUUUUCAGGGAAAAAUUGUUUUUAAAAAUGUAUCAUUUAAUUAUCAAUCUCGUCCAGAAAAAUUAGCCGUUAAUUGUAUAAAUUUUACAAUUGAACCUGGUGAAUCAUGUGCACUUGUUGGAUAUAGUGGUGGUGGUAAAUCAACAAUACUUAAUUUAUUAAUGCGUUAUUAUAAUUUAAAAUCAGGUGAAAUAUAUAUUGAUGAUAUUUUACAUAAUGAUUUAAAUUUAAAAUGGUUAAGAGAAAAUGUUUCAAUUGUUUUUCAAGAACCUAUUUUAUUUACUGGUACAAUAAAAGAAAAUAUUUUAAUUGGUAAAUUAGAUGCAACAGAUGAUGAAAUUAGUGAAGCAUGUAGAAUGGCAUAUGCUGAAAAUUUUAUUAAUGGACUUCCAAAUAAAUAUAAUACAUUUAUUGGUGAAGGUGGAUUAAAAAUGAGUGGUGGAAUGAAACAAAGAAUUUGUAUUGCACGUGCUCUUAUUAGAAAUCCAAAAAUAUUAAUUCUUGAUGAAGCAACAAGUGCAUUAGAUGCUACAAGUGAAAUAAAAGUAUUAAAAGCUUUAAAAAGUGCAUCAAAAGGAAGGACAACAUUAGCUAUAAGUCAUAAAUUAAAUUCAAUAAAAUCAUAUGACAAAAUUUUAGUUUUUGACCAAGGUGAAAUUGUAGAAUGUGGAAAACAUAAUGAUUUAAUAAAUCAAAAAGGUCUUUAUUAUAAACUUGCUAUGUGUGAAAAUUUAACCAGUAAAAAAAUUAAUAAUUUUAAAAAAUCAGAAAGAUCAUUAAAUUGUCAAGAUAAAAAUUUAAAGUCAAUAACUUCAACAAAAAAUAGUACAUCAACUUUUUGUUCUUCCAAUAUGUCAUCAUUUAAAAGUACUACAACAAGAACUUCAAUUUCAAUGUCUACAGAACAUUCAUAUGAAUCAAAUUCAAAGACAUCAUUUAUAAAUGACAAGUCAAAGUAUUCAAUAAAGACAAAUAGAGAUGAUAAAACAAAAAUAAAAAAUAAUAAAAUGAAAAAUCAUAAAUUAGAUAUCUCUAAUAUAUUAAUUUUUUCAUUAUCUCAAAAAAAAAAUAUUUUUUUGGGAAUAUUUUUUAUAAUUAUAAAUGGAUUACAAUUACCAAGUUCUGUUUUUACUACAGCUUAUGUUAUGGAUAUAUUUACAAAACCAUUAGAUGAUACCAGUACAAAAAAUCAAUGUACAAUUGCUAUGAUAAUUUUUAUAAUUUUAGCAAUUAUAUUUGCCUUAUCAUAUUGUGCAUGUGGUCAUUUAUUUGGAUUUAUUGGUAUUAAUAUGAGUAAAAAAAUGAGAAUACAGGCAUACAAAAAUAUUCUUUAUCAAAAUUUAGGUUUUUUUGAAAAUAAAAAAAAUGAUCCUGCAAAAUUGACAAAUAUUCUUUCAACAGAUACAUUAAAUAUAAAUCAAGGAAUAGAUUUAACAUUUGUUGAUGCAAUAGUUGGUAUAAUAUCAUUUAUUAUUUCAUCAGGAAUAGCUUUUUAUUUUAAUAAAAUUGUUGCUAGUACCGGUUUAGGUAUAUUAAUAAUUUUUUUUGGAAUAAGUGGUUUUCUUACAUUUAUAAAUAAUAAAAUAAGUAAAAAAAGUUAUUUUAUUUCAAAAAGGGUAAUUAGUAUUGAAUUGGAAUCAAUAAAUAAUGUAAAGACAAUUCAGGCAUUUACAAGAAUUGAAGAAAUGGUUGAAAAAUAUACUUUUUAUCUUAAUCAAUCUUAUAAAUAUUAUAUUUAUUCUGGAAUUUUAAGUUCUGGAGCUUUUUCAAUUGGAUAUAGUAUAUUUGGUGCAUCUACUAUGAUUUCUAUAAUUAUUGGAACAAAGUUAAUGAUAAAUAAUGAUAUUAAUCCAUAUCAUAUAAUUCAAUGUAUUGAUGCUAUAUCAUAUGUUUGUUAUUCAUUAUUUUAUUUAUAUCCAUAUAUUCCUGAUUAUCUUCCUUUUCGUAAAGCAGUUUCACAUUUAUAUAAAUAUGUUAAUAAAAAACCAAAAUUUUUUGAUUUAAAUGGUAAUCAAAAAACAAUUAUUGGUAAUGUUGAAAUGAAAAAUGGAUAUUUUUCUUAUCCUCAUGUUCCAAAUCAUAUUGUUUUAAAAGUUGGACAUUCUGGAUGUGGAAAAUCAACAAUUUUACAACUUUUGGAACGUCAUUAUUGUUUAUUAGAUGGAAGUUUAGAAAUAGAUGGUAUAAAUAUAAAAGAUUUUAAUUUACAUCAUUAUAGAAAUAAUGUUAAUAUUGUUAAUCAAGAACCAACUUUAUUUAAUCUUUCUAUUAGAGAAAAUAUUUGUUAUGGUUUAAAUAAUGUUUCAGAAAAAAAAUUAGAAGAAGUAUUACAUGAUAGUAAUAUAUAUGAAUUUGUUAAUUUAUUACCAAAUGGUAUAGAUUAUAAUUGUGGUCCAAGAGGAAAACAAUUAUCUGGUGGACAGAAACAAAGAAUUGCAAUAGCUAGAGCAUUAAUAAGAAAUCCUAAGAUUCUUUUAUUAGAUGAAGCUACAAGUGCUUUAGAUACAAACAGUGAAUAUCUUGUUCAAAAUGCAUUAGAAAAUGCAUUUAAAAAUAGGACAACAAUUAUUGUAGCACAUAAAUUAUCAACUAUUAAACAAUGUAAUUGUAUUGCUGUUAUAAAUAAUGGUAUAAUUGUAGAAAAAGGUACACAUGAAGAAUUAAUUAAAAAAGAAGGUGAAUAUUAUAAAUUAAUUAAUUGUAAUUUAAUGGAAGAUUAUUAA
This is a messenger RNA of Strongyloides ratti, 3789 nucleotides long. Its product is annotated as ABC transporter B family member 5. The transcript has 4 exons. Gene Ontology annotation, biological process: transmembrane transport. NCBI's taxonomy places the organism in Eukaryota, Metazoa, Nematoda, Chromadorea, Rhabditida, Strongyloididae. The coding region runs from base 1 to 3789 and encodes 1262 amino acids. Gene Ontology annotation, molecular function: ABC-type transporter activity; ATP hydrolysis activity; ATP binding. Gene Ontology annotation, cellular component: membrane. The record is from RefSeq and is a predicted model, not a curated record.